Molecule: messenger RNA, 576 nt
Organism: Adineta steineri
Lineage: Eukaryota; Metazoa; Rotifera; Eurotatoria; Adinetida; Adinetidae
Source: the annotation of a GenBank genome assembly
AUGAUUCAUAAUAAUUUAGAUAUACAAAUUCAUCAUAUUGGUCCUAUGUGCUUUCUUAAAAUUCUAUAUUAUUUCCUAAAUAUUCCAGAUGAUACUAUUAAUACAAUAGAAAAUUAUACUGAGAACAUUUUCAAACGAUUUCUAGUUUUAGAAGCAUCAACAAACGAGAAGAUAUCGUAUCAUUUUAUACAUGCAAAACCAUCAGCUAUAUUUGAAAAUGUAUCUACACUUGCAAUUUUUAUCAAAGCAAUGAUUCAUUUUGUAUUAUUAUCAGUUGUUCAACAUAAAUGCUCCAUGUUCAAUAUCACUUCACCAUUAGGGUCAUGUACUAUAUCAAACUUAAUUCAGAUCUUAGUACCACAUAUAAAUAUAUUACGAAAACAUUGUACUUCAUGUCAAACUUCAAUUCCUUAUAUUUCAAUCGCUGAUAUAGCAUAUUUACUAGUACAAAAUAAAACAAAUGAAUGGGUGACAGCAAUUGAUAUAAAUGUUUACUCAAACAAUCAGCAAUUUCGUUUAUUUAAUAGUAUCAAAUAUGGAAAAAAUAAUCCUCUUAUUUUAUCCACUACAUUUCCU